GAGACCAUGAGAGUUGAGAGGAAUCUGGGAUCACCAUUCAAUGCGUUCAAUGUUCAUGCGGGGGGACGACCCAAAAUCAUGGUGCUGUUUUUCCGUUGCCCUUUCUGGGCAUUCAAAUAGAGUCAAUGGGCCUUAAUUUUGCGCUGCCAGAAAGGAAAAAUGACCGGAUUGUUGAAAGUUGAAAAGGGAAGAAAUCACUAUUGAUGGAACUUUCCAAGCACGUCGCCUUCUCUCGCGGCUUGCUCUCGCUCUCACCAACGACUUUCAGCUUUUUCCAUCUCUUUUCCUCUCUCCAUAGCUAAUUAACUUCAGAGGCCUGGGGCUUGAGGUAAUUCAACCUUUCUGAAUUGAUGAUUGGCUUUGAGUAUUCAUUGAAAGUCCACUUGAAAUAUAUUUAAUCAUGGAUAAUUGCGAUUAUGCGUCCUGCUCCUUGGAUUUCCCACUUGCGUUCAUUCAUCUUCCGCUCCCACAUCUUGAAUUUCAUGCCCGCCGCCCUAGUAGUUCUUCGCUUCCCACAGCGUUUUACUUAUUCAACUCAUCCCCAUUCUCUCAAACAUACCACGCCCACAUUCUCAAUUUCACAUCCCACCAUUCUUCCCCCUUUACAGCUCAAAUUUUCAAUUCCGCAAACUUGCUUGGGUUUUUUUUUUCGCUCGACCUGAGAAGUUUGGCUUCGCCUUGUUCUGAUUAUCCGGUUAUUGCGAUCAUAUCAGAGCCACCUGACUCUAAUUUUAGUUUGCCGACAAGAUAACUCCUCGUUUAUAAUUGGAAUCAGACGACUUGGGUUUGCGCCGAGUCAUGAUCACAAGGUUUGCGGCUUUUUUUUGGGGCAGAAUCUUAGCCGUAGCCUGGUUGUUUGAUAUUUAUUCUAUUAUUAGUUUUUGUACCGACGCUGCCUUUCUUAGCGCGUGAAUUGAAACGUAAAGUGCUGCCUCCAAUUCAAUCUUCAAGCAGUGGAAGCCUUGUCAAAUCUUAAAAUGGCUCAAUCUGUUUAUGAUCAUCCAUCCUUGCUUGACGUUGAAGGCUCACAACAUGGUCAAGGGUUACAAGUUGUGCCAUUUCCAACCACUAAAGGGUCUCUGAAAGUCAUGCUAUUGCAUGGGAAUUUAGAUAUAUGGGUGAAGGAGGCCAGAAACCUUCCUAACAUGGACAUGUUUCAUAAGACCUUAGGGGAUAUGUUUGGGAGAUUACCCGGAAAGCUAACGGGCAAGAUUGAAGGGCACAUGCCAGGCAAAAUAACCAGCGACCCGUAUGUCACGAUAUCAGCAUCGGGUGCUGUAGUUGGCCGCACUUUUGUGAUCAGCAAUAAUGAAAACCCAGUUUGGAUGCAGCAUUUUUACGUUCCAGUCGCGCAUCAAUGUGCAGAAGUGCAUUUUGUUGUCAAAGACAGUGAUGUUGUGGGCUCCCAGAUUAUGGGGGCAGUGGGAAUCCCAGCUGAGCAGUUAUGCUCUGGCACAAAAGUUGAGGGAACCUACCCAAUUUUGAACGCAAGCGGCAAGCCCUGUAAGCCUGGAUCUGUAUUGAGUUUAUCAAUUCAGUACAUCCCAAUGGAGCAACUAGCCCUUUACCACAUGGGAGUAGAGCCAGGUCCAAAUUACCACGGGGUCCCUGGUACGUACUUUCCCCUUAGGACAGGUUGUGAGGUUACAUUAUAUCAAGAUGCUCAUGUCCCAGAUGGUUGCCUUCCAAAUUUGACACUUGAUGGUAAUAUUCAGUAUGAGCAUCACAGUUGUUGGCAUGAUAUCUUUGAGGCAAUAAGGCAGGCCCGUCGUUUGAUAUACAUUACGGGAUGGUCUGUGUACCAUAAAGUUAGACUGGUUAGGGAUACCAGUGAUGCAUCUAAUAGCACUCUAGGGGAUCUUCUCAAAACCAAAUCACAGGAAGGUGUUAGAGUGCUACUCCUUGUAUGGGAUGAUCCUACUUCCAGAAGCGUUUUGGGUUAUAAAACAGAUGGAAUCAUGCAAACCCAUGAUGAGGAGACUCGUAGCUUCUUCAAGAACUCGUCAGUGCAAGUUCUACUUUGCCCACGAUCAGCUGGAAAAGGACAUAGCUGGGCCAAAAAGAAGGAAGUUGGAACAAUUUAUACACAUCAUCAGAAAACAGUGAUUGUGGAUGCUGAUGCAGGUUAUUACAAAAGAAAGAUUGUAGCUUUUGUUGGAGGUCUGGAUUUAUGUGUGGGGAGAUACGAUACUCCAAAACAUCAUAUUUUUAGAACAUUACAAACAGUGCAUAAGGAUGACUUUCAUAACCCAAAUUUUAUGGGGCCUACCGAUGGUUGUCCACGAGAACCAUGGCAUGAUUUGCACAGUAGAAUUGAUGGUCCAGCAGCAUAUGACAUUCUCACCAACUUUGAGGAGCGCUGGUUAAGGGCUUCAAAGCCCCGUGGGCUUAAAAAAUUGAAAUCAUAUGAUGAUGCUUUACUCAAGAUCAACAGAAUCCCAGAUAUAAUUGGGAUGGCAGAUGCCCACUGCUUGAGCCAGAAUAGUCCAGAGGCUUGGCAUGUCCAGGUUUUUCGUUCCAUUGAUUCCAGUUCUGUAAAAGGCUUUCCAAAGGACCCAAAAGAUGCCACAAGCAGUAACCUGGUGUGCGGGAAGAAUGUGCUGAUAGACAUGAGUAUACAUACAGCUUAUGUGAAGGCCAUCCGUGCUGCUCAACAUUUCAUUUAUAUUGAGAAUCAGUACUUCCUUGGAUCAUCAUAUAAUUGGGCUUCUUACAAAGAUUUAGGUGCAAACAAUUUAAUACCAAUGGAAAUUGCUCUUAAAAUUGCUGACAAAAUCAGAGCAAAUGAGAGAUUUUGCGCAUAUAUUGUCGUCCCAAUGUGGCCAGAGGGAGUUCCUACUAGUGCUGCUACUCAAAGGAUUCUCUUUUGGCAAAAUAAAACAAUGCAAAUGAUGUAUGAAACAAUUUACAAGGCAUUGGAAGAGGCUGGGCUUGAGAACAAGUAUGAGCCUCAAGACUAUUUGAAUUUCUUUUGCCUAGGAAAUCGUGAAGCUGCAGACAGGGAUGUCUCCUCAGAUGUCAGCAAUUCUACUGCAGCAAACACUCCUCAAGCACUCACUAAGAAGAGUCAACGCUUCAUGAUUUAUGUUCACUCAAAAGGAAUGAUAGUGGAUGAUGAGUAUGUAAUAUUGGGGUCAGCAAACAUCAAUCAACGCUCCAUGGAAGGUACCCGAGACACAGAAAUUGCGAUGGGUGCAUAUCAACCUCAUUAUACAUGGGCAAACAAGCUCGCCAACCCACAUGGGAAGAUAUAUGGGUAUAGGAUGUCCCUGUGGGCUGAGCACAUUGGAUAUCUUGAGAAAAGUUUUGAGCAACCGGAGAGUCUCGAAUGUGUGAGACGGGUAAGGUCACUGGGCCAGCUCAACUGGAGACAAUUUGCAGCUGAUGAAGUAACCGAAAUGAAGGGUCACCUUCUGAAGUAUCCAGUGGAAGUUGAUCGAACGGGCAAGGUGAAGCCACUUCCUGGUUGUCAAACAUUCCCAGAUGUGGGUGGAAACAUAGUGGGGACAUUCAUUGCCAUUCAAGAAAAUCUCACCAUCUGAUAUAUGCUAUCGGUUUGCUCUUUUGUCAGUCGCUUGUUGACAUUAGUAUAUCAAUGAAGAAAAAGUUCAAAAGACACCCAUCAUUCAAUCUCCCAUGUCCUUCGAUAUUUGUCUGGAUUUGCAGCGUGUUGUUGGGUGGUGAAUUGUGUUUGGGGGGCAUUUCUGGGCCGAGGGGUAUUCUGAGCGCCAAGAAUUGAGAUCAUUUCAUUGUGUUUCAUUUAGCAUUUUUAUAUUUUGUGUAAAAUGUUAUAUUAUAAUAUGUGUCUGUCUAUAUUUGUUA
Molecule: messenger RNA, 3822 nt
Organism: Malania oleifera
Lineage: Eukaryota; Viridiplantae; Streptophyta; Magnoliopsida; Santalales; Ximeniaceae
Product: phospholipase D beta 1-like
Exons: 10
Coding region: 978-3542 (854 amino acids)
Biological process (GO): phospholipid catabolic process; phosphatidylcholine metabolic process
Cellular component (GO): plasma membrane
Molecular function (GO): D-type glycerophospholipase activity; calcium ion binding
Source: RefSeq, a predicted model, not a curated record